This is a messenger RNA of Frankliniella occidentalis (western flower thrips), 782 nucleotides long. Its product is annotated as troponin C-like. The record is from RefSeq and is a predicted model, not a curated record. The transcript has 6 exons. Gene Ontology annotation, molecular function: enzyme regulator activity; calcium ion binding. Bases 164 to 646 code for a protein of 160 amino acids. NCBI's taxonomy places the organism in Eukaryota, Metazoa, Arthropoda, Insecta, Thysanoptera, Thripidae.
AGGCCCCCUCACGCGGUCCCGGCGUCCCGCGCCGACCCCACUCAGUGCCCAUACCCCGUCGGCGCGACCAGGCGGGACACCAGACGCACCCGGGCCGCGGCGGCGAUCAGCACACGGACUAGAGGAGCAUCGCGCUGCAGCGAGCUGCACAGCCGGCGUCACCAUGUCCGAGACCCUGGACCAGGAGCAAGUCACCAGUAAGUAUAGGAAAUAUUUAACAGACAUGCUGAGGAGAGCCUUCUCCAUGUUCGACUCGGGGAAGACGGGCUGCAUAGAGAGGGAGAAGGUGCACACUAUCCUCAACACAAUGGGCCAGGCCUUUGACGACAGAGAGCUCGAUCGGGUCUUGACAGAGCAGGACUCGGACGGUACGGGCAAGCUCAACUUUGACGCGUUCUGCAAAGUAGCCAUUCAUUUCCUGGACGAAGACGACGAGGCGCUGCAGAAGGAGCUCAAGGCUGCUUUCAGGCUUUACGACAAAGAAGGCAACGGCUACAUUCCCACCUCCUCCCUGAAGGAGAUCCUCAUCGCCCUGGACGACCAGUUGACCCCCGAUCAGCUCAACGAGAUGAUUGCGGAGAUCGACACGGACGAUUCUGGGACUGUAGACUUUGAUGAAUUUAUGGAGAUGAUGACGGGAGACUAAGAGGCGGGAUACGCGGCGCUACCUUAGGAAUAAAUUAUUUUUUAUUGGACUGAUCGUUUAUAGAGUGGGAAGAGAAUUCCGUGAUAUAUGACUGUUAAUUACUUGGAGGUGACAUUGUGUUGAAACCAGCGAUUAU